Molecule: messenger RNA, 1070 nt
Organism: Nicotiana attenuata
Lineage: Eukaryota; Viridiplantae; Streptophyta; Magnoliopsida; Solanales; Solanaceae
Product: probable 2-oxoglutarate-dependent dioxygenase AOP1.2
Exons: 3
Coding region: 58-894 (278 amino acids)
Molecular function (GO): dioxygenase activity
Source: RefSeq, a predicted model, not a curated record
UCAGAUAGCUACCUCCUACAGUCCUAAUAUACAUCUCUAAAGUCUUAGUUGUGGACCAUGGAAUCCCAAAGAGUCAUUCCUGUUAUCAGAUUUAGCCAAGAAAACAUGAGCCCAAGUUCAAGUUGUUGGAUUUCAACAUGCCAAGAUGUUCGAAAAGCUUUCGAAAUCAAUGGCUGUUUCUUAGCAAUCUAUGAAGAAAUUUCAAUGGAGCAAUGUAAACAAGUUUUCCAGGCAGUGGACAAGUUGUUUGAUUUACCUGUGGAAACUAAAGCUAAAAACACUUCGACAAUUCCUAAUUUUGGUUAUAUUGGACCAGAAUCCUAUACUCGGCCUCUUUAUGAAAGCAUGGGAAUUGAGAAUGCAACCAAUCUUGAAUCAGUUCAAAGCUUCACAAAUCUCAUGUGGCCCUCUGGAAAUACUCAUUUUUGUGGACUACUUUAUUCCCAUUCAAAGCAAAUGAUGGAACUAGACAACAUGGUGACUAAAACAAUGUUUGCAAGCUAUGGUGUGGAGAAACAUCAUGAAUUGUGUGUUAAAUCUAAGGGUAACCUUGUUCGUGUCAUGAAAUAUGGAGUUCCAAUGUCCGAUGGGCCUAACAUUGGUCUUCCACCUCAUUGUGACAUGGGCUUUAUUACUAUACUCCAUCAAAAUCAAGUAAAUGGUUUGGAGAUCGAAACAAAGGAUGGUCAUUGGAUUUCUGUUGAAUUUCCUCCUUCAUCCUUUAUUGUUAUCGCAGGUGAUGCACUUAAGGAAUGGAGCAACGACAGAGUACAUGCUGUUACACAUAAAGUUACAAUGAGUGGAAAUGAAUCAAGAUAUUCACUUGGGCAGUUUUCACAUCCAAUGAAGAUAGGAACACUAGAAGAGCUCAUUGCUUCAUCCUCUGCAGUUUGAUAUUAUGGAACUGAUUCGUAACAAGAUGAAGAUUUUCUGAAGGCCUAUUCUUCAAGUGCUGAUAAUAUUUAAUUUGAUGUUUUACUUCUACUAUUGGAGAAUAAUGGACUUGAUUGUUGUUAUUUGUAUUUUGCUACUCUUUCCGUUCACUUUUAGUUGUUUAUUUUUACUUUUCA